This is a messenger RNA of Alosa sapidissima (American shad), 7000 nucleotides long. It is a transcript of the gene slc27a4, whose product is annotated as solute carrier family 27 member 4. Gene Ontology annotation, biological process: very long-chain fatty acid catabolic process; response to nutrient; long-chain fatty acid import into cell. Gene Ontology annotation, molecular function: long-chain fatty acid transmembrane transporter activity; long-chain fatty acid-CoA ligase activity. Lineage: Eukaryota; Metazoa; Chordata; Actinopteri; Clupeiformes; Clupeidae. The record is from RefSeq and is a predicted model, not a curated record. The coding region runs from base 303 to 2243 and encodes 646 amino acids. The transcript has 13 exons. Gene Ontology annotation, cellular component: microvillus; plasma membrane; endoplasmic reticulum membrane.
AGGUCAUUUGAAUUACCGUAGCCAUAGAGCACUCUGAAACAAUGAGGCGAGUAAAAUGUUUAUCGUGAAAACCAUGGACAGAUGAAAUAACGGGGGCAAAGUCGACCGUGUGCGCCACGCGUAUUCGGUACUAUCAGCCAGGAAGAAGAGAACGCUUUCAUUGAAGACCGGUGUGUGUGUCUAUCAACGCAAGAAGACGCCUGAGCAGGGGAAGCGGUCGCUAAGCCGAUCAAGGUGGAAUUCUACGGAACGGGUUCCACUCCAGGCAUAUAAUUACUCACAUUACGUGAUUGUGGAGACAGAUGACCAGGAUGAUGCGUCUGGCGUGUUGCACCGUUCUCCUCUUCCUUUUCCGGCUGAUGCUGGGGUUGCCGUGGUAUCAAGUGUUGCCUGCCAUCCUCAUCUUUUACCUGGGUUCCGGGGGGUACAAGUUCCUGCACGUCUUCAUGAAGACGGUUGGGAGAGAUCUCCAUGCGGCCGGCGUCCUGCUGAAGGUGAAGCUGAACGUGAAGCGGCACCUGCGGCAGCGGAACACCAUCCCCAAGAUCUUCGCCGAGUCGGUGAAGCGGCACGGCGACAAGACGGCGCUGAUCUUCGAGGGCACGGGCGAGUCCUGGAGCUUCCGUCAGCUGGACACGUACUCCAACCGCGUGGCCAACCUGUUGCUGCAGCGCGGCUUCAAGGAGGGCGACGUGGUGGCCAUAUUCAUGGAGAACCGCUCGCAGUACGUGGGCCUGUGGCUGGGCAUGGCCAAGAUUGGCGUGGAGGCUGCGCUCAUCAACUUCAACCUGCGCCUCGAGGCCCUUGUGCACUGCAUCAACAUCUCCAACGCCAAGGCCGUGGUGUUCGGCAGCGAGCUCACUGAAGCCAUGUGUGAGGUGCACAGCUCCAUGGGGAAGACCGUGAGUCUGCUGUGCUCUGGGGACUUCGAUUCCAAAAAGGUCCCGGAAGGGACAGAGCGCCUGGAACCGCUCCUGGACGCCGCCCCCUCUCACCUGCCCAGCCAACCAGAUCGCGGCUUCACAGAUCGCCUCUUCUACAUCUACACCUCUGGGACCACGGGGCUCCCCAAAGCUGCCAUCGUAGUUCACAGCAGAUACUACCGCAUGGCUGCGCUGGUAUACUACGGGUUCAAGAUGACUCCAGAUGAUGUCCUGUACGACUGUUUACCUCUCUACCACUCUGCAGGUAACAUUGUUGGAGUUGGCCAGUGUUUGAUCCAUGGCAUGACCGUUGUCAUCAGAAAGAAGUUCUCGGCCUCCAAGUUCUGGGACGACUGCAUCAAAUACAACUGCACUAUUGUUCAGUACAUCGGCGAGAUCUGCCGGUACCUCCUCAACCAGCCGGUGCGUGAGGCGGAAAAGCAACACUGCGUACGCAUGGCGCUGGGCAACGGCUUGCGGCAAUCCAUCUGGGAGGAGUUCACUGGCCGCUUCAACGUUCCGCAGAUCGCCGAAUUCUACGGCGCAACCGAGUGCAACUGCAGCCUCGGGAACUUUGAUAACAAGACAGGUGCCUGUGGUUUUAACAGCCGGAUCCUGCCCUACGUCUACCCGAUCCGCCUGGUGAAGGUGGACGAGGAGACCAUGGAGCUCAUCAGAGGGCCCGACGGAGUGUGUAUCCCCUGUGGGCCUGGUGAGCCUGGUCAGUUGGUGGGACGGAUCAUCCAGAAUGACCCCCUGCGGCGCUUUGAUGGCUAUGUCAGCCAGCAAGCCACCAGCAAGAAGAUCGCCCACAGCGUCUUCAAGAAAGGAGACAGUGCCUACCUAUCAGGUGACGUUCUCAUCAUGGAUGAGUAUGGCUACAUGUACUUUAAGGACCGGACGGGGGACACGUUCCGCUGGAAGGGUGAGAACGUGUCCACCACUGAGGUGGAGGGAACCCUGAGCCGGCUGCUGGACAUGAAGGACGUGGUGGUGUACGGCGUGGAAGUACCAGGGGCGGAGGGCAAGGCGGGUAUGGCAGCCAUUGCAGACCCGGAACACAACACCAACCUGGAGAAGUUUGUGCGGGACAUGGAGAAGGCGCUGCCCCCAUAUGCCCGACCCGUCUUCCUACGCUUUCUGCCAGAGGUCAACAAGACAGGAACCUUCAAGUUUCAGAAGAUGGAAAUGCGUCGUGAGGGCUUCAACCCUUGCGAGGUGUCGGACAAACUGUACUUCCUGGACUCUAGUAGGGGAGCUUAUGUGGAGAUAACCGAGGACCUCCACCGCUGCAUCGUCUCCGGGAAGCAGAAACUCUAAGGUCUGUCCGUCAGGCUGGCGCUGCCCAAUACCUGCUCAGACCCAUGCUCAAGCCCCGCCCACGCUGCCCUGAAACCUCUCUCAACACUCCGACCAACCCACCUCCCCCCCCGCCCCUCGACACCAAACCACGCCCCUCGUUACCUCAGUGGCCACAGUGAGGGGAGACAGGAACACAUUUCAACCAAUGAACAGUCGCCUCCUUCUCUCCUCUCUCAUAGACCCAGCCCCCAGCACCUCAUUAGCCACACCCAGGAAUGCCAUUCCACCAAUCAGCGCAUCCCGGCCACGCCCACAGCAUCACUCUGCCCAAUCAGGAUGCCCACUGGGACAGCAUGGCGUUGGGCUGACUGGCAUCAUGGCGAUAAAAAGGAGAAAAAAAACAACAAUAAAAAAAGAAAAACUAAAUAAAAGCUAAAUAUGACUAAAUCAACAAACAAUGGCUGAAUACACAAAGGACUUCUUGGAAACCGAAUAGGACUGAAAAGGACUGAAGCACACGUGCGUGUCUCACGCAUGUGUGUGUGUGUGUGUCAUGUGUGUAUGUGUGUGGUGUUGGACGCCAACCCACCAGCCCCUUCAGCUCAACCUGCACAACAUCUCCCAUUAGACUCCAGUUUGGCUCUGUCCCCUACUGCCACCAUCUCACAACCAGUGAGACAGAUUGACCUCUCUCAUUAAGCUAGGCUAGGCUAGGCUAGGCUCGCUAACGGGUCCCCUAAUGCAUGUCGCUAACGGAGGAGUAUGUGCUACAAAUUACAAAAACCACAGAGGGUUUGUGUGCAAUAAGAGCCAUCGCAUAGCGAACUGCAGAGGGUUAGCAUGCAAUAAGAGCUGCCGCGUGGCUAACUGCCCCGUAGAUCUGUUGGCAGCCGACUCUGAAACAAACGUGGGCCGGAUCUGAGCCACGUGAGUUACAGUGUUAGCUGCUACUUAAGCAAUUAGCCACGGGGUGACACACAAUCAACACUAUUUAUUUAAAGGACCUGCAUCGCACCAAAAAUAUUUAAGUUGUAGUGUAGUCUUGAUUAAUAUUUAAAGACAUGAUUGUUGUCUUUUGAUUUCUUGUACUAUGGUCGUUUUUUUUAUUAUUAUUUAAAUGUUUUUUUUUUUUAUCAUUGCACUUGGGUUGUGUGCUCUGUGCGACUGUGCUAAUUAGGCUACUCCUCCACUCCAGUAGAGGGCAGUGUUACUAGUCCUAAUGGGUCUUGUGAAAUAGGGAUAAGGGAACCUCCACUGUAAAGCUUUGUACUCAAAUCCAAAAAAGAAGUAGCACUUCCUGGCAGCUUCACGCCUUUGGCAUUGUGUAGGUUGAGCUCGAAGGGCUGGUUUCGUCCUGCCGGACACGUUUCCUUUGCAAUUGGACAGAAGAAGGAAAAACUAUAUAGGAGGAUACCGGUGGAGUAGACACACCUGAACCUCCAGCUCCGUGCUGUCAUGGAGAUGACGAUGAUAAGGAGGAGGAGGAUGGUGACGAGGAUGAAGAUGUUUUUGAAGUGAGUGCAAUAUUCUGGUGCUAAAGAGCGAAGACCUCCAUGGAGGAGACGCAUCACAUGUUCUGAAGAAGAUAGAGAGAAGAGGGAGGGAGGAGAAAUGAAGGGAUGGAGGAGAAAACAAGGGAUGGAGAGAAACGGGGCAAGGAGGAAAAACCGAUGUGAAGGGGGGACAAAGGGAAAAAAGUGCAUCCAUCAUAAGUGUUUUGUUUGUGUGUGUGUGUGUGUGUUCCUUGGUUGUUUGUUUAUUUGUUCACUCAGUUCAGUCUCGUCUUGCUUCUGUCUGUACUUUAAAUCAGCCGGCAUGAAUGAUCAACACAAGCAGAGUUCUGUGCCUUACUGUGAGUGUUGCAAAAAACUCACAGGGUACCUGCACCAUCACGCCCUCUCAUCCUUCUCCUCAUUCUCUCUUCAUCCCUCGCUCUCUUUCCAGAAACCUCCGGCCUGUGUGUGUUUUUCACUCUUCGCACAUCCGUCAUCCCUCUUCUGUCAUUAAUCAUUCCAUCAUUCUGGGAUUCAUCAUCCCAUCUCUCUCUCUCUCUCUCUCUCUCUCUCUCUCUCUCUCCCCCCUCUCUCUCUCUCUCUCUCUCUCUCUCUCUCUUCAUCUCUCGCUCAUUCCAACCCAGUCCAGUGUUCAGGCACCUCUGUUUUGCAUCCUGAGUGAUUCCAUCAUGCCGAUGCCUCUUCCUAUUCCUUUUCUCCAUACCGCCUGAUCUUUGAUCUCUCCAAAGUGACACCUUUUUAUCUUUUUGUCAUGUCAAGCGUAUAUAUUUUAUUAAACAUGUCCAAAAGCGACCAUAAGCAUCCUCCAAAGCACUCCGAAGGGUUUUUUUUUUUUUUUUUUCUUGAGCCAAAUAUCAAUCAAGUCUUCGGACUCCGGGGGAAGGGAAAUCUCUAGCGCCCCCCGGUGGCUUCUCUCACUCUUUCUCAAGCUUCCUUUGUUUUGAGCUCUUUUCUUUCUUUUCUCUUCUUUUUUGUGUUUUGUUUUUAAAUCAUGAAUGUAUGUGUGUGUGUGGUUUUUUUUUUGUGUAGGUGUUUCACACAAGGUGUGUCCGACACAAGCACUCACCGUCAUCUCGAACCUCACAAUAAGUAAUAUCUCCAUGUUUCGUCUCCUUAUCCUGCAUAGCACAAAGAGAAGUGCGACAGCAAAACAAUUAAUAACAAUAACAAUAAAAGUAUUUAUAAAAUUAAAUAAAAUGUAUUGGAACACGCAGGCAAACACCAGUUUUAAAAGGCUUCUCUAUUAAUGAAAUGAUUGAUGUAGGGUUAGGUGAUUAGAUGGGGUCGGGGGUCACCAGAAAGAGCUCCACUUGGAAGACUUGCAGAGUCUGCUUAAAAGAGGGGAGUGUGUAGUCCUGUGACACAUUUGUGCUAUCUCUUGUACCCACACUGAUUCCUGUUUUUUUUUUUUUUUUCAUGUUUUUAUUCUGAUAUUUUUUUUUUUUUUUGUAAUUUUAAAUUAUAAUGUGUGUGUGAAAAUUCUGUAUGGAUCCAUUUAAUCGGUAUGUAAUUUUGCGUUUUGAUUGUGCUUUUGUUGCACUCGUCACAGCUGCAGGUGUGGAUGAAGCUCUGCUUUAACGGGGGGUGGACGACCAUCCACAUGACUCCCCAUAUCCAUUAGCAAAUCCUGCUGCUUUUACUUGUGUUGAAUGGGUCCUGUUGAUCCAUUUCAUAUGUGUGUGUGUGUCUGUGUGUGUGUGUGUGUUAAUCAGUCCCAUGAUAGCAACGGACUCCUCUUGCCGAGGCUCUGAUUGGUUAUGUCUUGAACACACAUACUCACUCAUACACACAAACACACACUCACUCAUUGUAGUAGCCAUGCACAUGCGCACACUAACACACACACACGUACAUACACUGACCUCUGGAAAGAGUGUGGAUGAAGGCCACAGUGGCAGCAGUGACAGGCAGGAUCCUCUCUGUAGCUCCAGAGCUCCAGAACCCUCCAGAGAGCUCUAGAGUGUUGUUCUCUCACCUGUGACUCCCAAAUCUGCCUGUAACAGGAACACAGUUCAGCCACAUCAGCAGAGGUGCUGCUCUUUGGCGCAUUAUGUUAAAACUAACGGCCAUCUAUGGCAGAAGGGCUAAGCUCUCCCUCACCAUUGUUGUAAUGUCAGUCAGAUGUCCGUUUAUCACACACCUGAUUUAAAUGGUGUGUCCAAUUGUCCAACAUCCUAGCCUGUGAGCUUCCUACUGUGCUGCUGACAUGAAACCAGGGUGCGUGUAUGUGUGUGUGUACACACAGACCUCCUCAGUAGUGUUUUCAUGCUUUGUCUGUGUGUGUCGCUGCAGCCUAUUUUUAAGGAUCUGCGCACAGAAGUAGGAGAGAGCACCUUGCAGUUCACCAUUCCAGCCUCAUGGUGGUGCUGUGCAUCAUCGCUGCAUACUGCAGCUGCAUUUCAACUUUCCAUAUUUACCUGACACCCCCUUUCUCCCCAUGUUUUACUUUGUGGUUUUGACCAGGCGGGUUGUUCAAAGUAUCAGUGCAUUUCAUUUUCUUCAGUAUCAUGAAGAACAUUUGAAAUAUGCUCUUUUUUUAAUGCACUGGUGUCACACUAGGCCUACUUGUAUUUUGAAUAUAUGUUUUGCUAGCUUAAUUUGACAUUUGACACAGCCACACAUCACAUGUACUGUGCAAAGACAAUGUUGUUUCGUCAGUGGUCCACUUAUUGCAAUAUAUAUUUAGCUUGUCUUCAUGUCCUCAUUCUUGUGAGUUGUCGUGGCGACCAACAUUAUGGCAGCAAGCACUCAGCGAAUCUCCCAGUUGCCCUUUCAGCAUAAAUAAACACAAACACGUGUGUACUCUAAUUGAUGGUCAUUUCAAACACAGAGACCUCCUCAUGGUUCAGUUUGACAUUCCUGUUAUCUCUCUUGUCUGAGGUGUCUCUUGAGUCGCUUCACCCUUUUGGUCACCCCAUCGUAGCCCCACUGUAUUGGUCUGCAGUUUGCACUGCUGUGUUAUCGUCCCUCUGUUUAUGUUUCGGUACUCAGGAACAACUUAAUGCAACAGUGGUGGAACUGAAAAGAUUGAAAGAGCGAGAGGAACUGAAGGAUAGCACAUGUGUGUGUGUGAGGGAGACUGUAUCUCCAGGCUGUAGACAGUGCUGUUACUGUGUGUGUAGGGGAGGUGUUUGAGGUGUGCUGCGUCACGCUGAGGUCCUCUUGUUGAAAAAAAAAGAAAACAAACGAUAGCUGUAAAUCAUGCUCUGGAAGUUUAAAAAAGGCAUCUAAGAAUCAAUAUUAAUAAAAAAGAUAUAUACA